Molecule: messenger RNA, 333 nt
Organism: Ostertagia ostertagi
Lineage: Eukaryota; Metazoa; Nematoda; Chromadorea; Rhabditida; Trichostrongylidae
Source: the annotation of a GenBank genome assembly
AUGCUGUGCCUUGUUUCAAUAGCGUUCUUCAUGACGCCGAAUCCAAUUGCAUGUUUCACUAGGAGAGUUCUGUUCCCGGUUGCAAUCGCUGCUGUGUUCGCACCGAUAACUGUUAAGAGUUUAUGCAUCUGGAGAGUUGAACUGCUGACUUCUCGUGGCGAAGUCCGGCGAGCGAUUGGUGACAAUUCCCCACUUAUUCUAUGGCUUUGCCCUGCUGUGAUUAUCCUACAGAUAGUGAUAUCAAGUGAGUGGGCUGUCUUCGAGUCUUCAACCGAGAUGACUUACGUGGUUUCGUCCCGACAUGGAAAUGCGUGGAGAUGUGCGCCCGGUGAC